Molecule: messenger RNA, 222 nt
Organism: Trypanosoma grayi
Lineage: Eukaryota; Euglenozoa; Kinetoplastea; Trypanosomatida; Trypanosomatidae
Exons: 1
Coding region: 1-222 (73 amino acids)
Source: RefSeq, a predicted model, not a curated record
AUGGCAAGCAAGGACUCGCCCACAGAAAAGGGAGACGAUGAGUUACCGAGCGAACGCUUUCUGUGGCAUUCACGUAAGGGAAGUAUCAGAAAGCAUCAAGAAAACGGCAUGGAUUUGGAUGAGGCCACACGGUUUCACCUGAUGCACCACGCGGAGACAGCGGAUCCUGGGUUUGGGCCAUUUGUAAAUGACACUGACAGUGAUCUGUCGUCCGACGAGUGA